Anthostomella pinea is the source of this 1053-nucleotide messenger RNA. Lineage: Eukaryota; Fungi; Ascomycota; Sordariomycetes; Xylariales; Xylariaceae. The record is from the annotation of a GenBank genome assembly.
AUGCAUCGCGUCCAUCUGCUCGUCGGCAUCUUCAGUGCCUUUCUGGCAUAUGCGGUGGCUGUGAGCCAGAACACACUCCCGACUCUCACACUGCCGGUAGAGACCGUCUUCCAGUUCGGCGAGAUAGGCACCUGGAUCGAGAAUCUGGUGAUCCGCAAGAAUGGGCAUAUCCUCUUCACCACGGUAUCCCCCAACGCAUCUCUCUACCAGCUCGCGUGCCCGUGUACGGCCAAGACGGAAGCUACGCUAGUCCACCACUUCGCCAACAUCACGGCCCUCACCGGCAUCGACGCGGUCACGGAUGAUACGUUUGUUGUCCUGGGGGGAAACACGUCAGCGCCGGGAACUCCAAUUCUGGGAACUUGGUCGGCUUGGGAGGUGACCUUUGGCGUCGACGCAGCGGCACUCUUCAUCCAGAAGAUCGUCGACCUCCCCGGUGAUGUGAUGCCGAACGGCAUCGCACUGGUUCCCAAGCACCCAAACAUCCUUCUCAUCACGGACUCAAAGGGAGGCUCAAUCCUCCGUCUCGACCGCGCCGCACGAACCUGCGAGCCGGUGAUCCAACUGCCCGUGAUGGAGCCCGCCCCCCACUCCGUACCGGCCAUCGGCAUCAACGGCCUCAAGAUCCGCGACGGCUUCGCAUACUGGACCAACAGCUUCGCCAGCACCAUCUACCGCACCUGCAUUGACGACGACGGGUUGCCGUGCGGGGGCGACGACGAUCCCCAGAACGCGACCGAGCUCGUGGCCGUUGUCCGCCAGACCUGGCUGGACGACGUUACCUUUGGCGGGGACGGCACGAUGUGGCUGGCUACCAAUCCUAACAACACGGUUGUUGCCAUCAGUGCUGAGGGGAAGCAGGUAGUGGUCGCCGGGUCUGGAGCGGAUCUGGGCCUUGCGGGAGCCACGGCGCUUGCUUUCGGGAGGACUGCCAUUGAUGCGGACGUGCUCUACGUGACUACGUCGGGCGGCCUUGCGUUGCCUAUUAACGGCACGGUCGUUGAGCCUGGCAAAGUCGUUGCGGUUAAUACUGGCAACUGGAAGGAGAUCUAG